Molecule: messenger RNA, 918 nt
Organism: Papilio xuthus (Asian swallowtail)
Lineage: Eukaryota; Metazoa; Arthropoda; Insecta; Lepidoptera; Papilionidae
Exons: 2
Coding region: 99-623 (174 amino acids)
Source: RefSeq, a predicted model, not a curated record
ACGAGACCAUCACUAUCCAACUUUUCCCACUUGUCUUUUUUACCCGCCUAAUAUAAAAGCAAUAUAAGCAUAAUUUCGUUAAAACUUUAUUAUUCACCAUGCGUAACAUUGAAAUUAAAGCGAAAGUACAUAAUGUGGAAGAGAUUUGUAAAAAAGCCGAAGAAUUAAGCGGUGGUCCCUGUGUUAUUAUAAAACAAGACGAUGUGUUUUACAAAGUUAACGACGGUCGUCUUAAAAUGAGGAGAUUUCCUGACUCUUCAGCAGUUCUGGUUAGAUACAGCAGAGACGAUGAAGGUGGUCCAAAACUAUGUAAUUACGAUCUAUUGGAGUUUUCAGCGGAUGAGAAUAAAAAAGCUGAAGAAUUGGAUAACAUUUUGCAGAAAUGUCUUGGUAUACGUGGUCGUGUUAUCAAAGAACGAAAACUGUAUUUAGUUGGACAAACAAGAAUUCAUAUAGACAAUGUUCAAGAUCUGGGUAAUUUUAUGGAAUUAGAAGUUGUAUUAGAACCAGAACAAACUAUAGAGGAAGGAGAGGCGAUUGCCAAAGAGUUGCAAAACAAACUUGGUGUUAAAAAUGAAGAUUUAUUAAAAGGUGCAUACAUGGAUUUAUUGGAAAGACUCUAACAUUAUUGAAAGUUAAUUGCUAGGUUCUUUUAAAUAUAAAUUAUGCAAAGUAACAAAGUGGAAUUGAACUAUAUUAUAGCUAUUUCUUAAUAAAAAUAUGAUAUUUAUUAUCUUUAUUUUUUGUUUAUGUUUGAUUUGUAUAUUAACCAUUUGAAAGGAAGCCGAGGAUGCUGUAAUAGAUACCUAGUUUUGUAAUAUUAUGUUUAUUUUAAAUGACAAUGGCUUAUAAAGGCUUGCAGCCAGAGUGUGAGGUCAUUAGCUAGUUAAUUAUUUAUGAAAUAAAGAGCAGCAAGCA